This is a messenger RNA of Penicillium macrosclerotiorum, 279 nucleotides long. RefSeq names its product dolichol-phosphate mannosyltransferase subunit 3. Lineage: Eukaryota; Fungi; Ascomycota; Eurotiomycetes; Eurotiales; Aspergillaceae. The record is from RefSeq and is a predicted model, not a curated record. Gene Ontology annotation, cellular component: dolichol-phosphate-mannose synthase complex; endoplasmic reticulum membrane. Gene Ontology annotation, biological process: GPI anchor biosynthetic process. The transcript is spliced from 3 exons. Bases 1 to 279 code for a protein of 92 amino acids.
AUGACGCGCGCCCAGCAGACCAUCUCCGUGCUCCUCCUCGUCUCCUCUCUCUAUCUCUCUCUUUACCUUGGCCUCAUUCCCCUGAACGAGACUGUCCAGGUUGAAAUCAUUCCUGUGCUUCCUUUUUGGGCCCUCAUCGUCUUUGGAUGUUACCUUCUCGGCCGACUCGGCCUCGCCAUCUUCACCUUUAACGACGUUCCCGAAGCCCACGCGGAGCUGCAGAAGGAGAUCGAACAGGCCAAGAUCGAGUUGCGUCAGGGUAAGGUCGAGGUUGACUAA